Messenger RNA from Mastomys coucha (southern multimammate mouse), 9537 nucleotides. It is a transcript of the gene Cdc42bpa, whose product is annotated as CDC42 binding protein kinase alpha. Gene Ontology annotation, molecular function: protein serine/threonine kinase activity; ATP binding. Gene Ontology annotation, biological process: peptidyl-threonine phosphorylation; actomyosin structure organization. The coding region runs from base 804 to 6149 and encodes 1781 amino acids. The transcript has 37 exons. The record is from RefSeq and is a predicted model, not a curated record. Gene Ontology annotation, cellular component: cytoplasm; actomyosin; cytoskeleton. NCBI's taxonomy places the organism in Eukaryota, Metazoa, Chordata, Mammalia, Rodentia, Muridae.
GCCGCCCCCCGGAGCCCGGCUCCAAAGCCGCCCGCAGCCCGCCUCAUCCCGGCUGCGCCGCCCGCCAGGCCCCGGGAGCAGCCGGGAGGAAGAUGAUGCGUCCUCGCCGCAGUCCGCCGGAGGAAACAGGACUCGCUGCGAAGCCCUAGGAAGAAAGAGCUCGGAGCGGACGGAGGCUCGAGCCGCUCCGGGAGCUGCCUGCCCUCCCUUGGCCGCGGAGGACUCGCCCAGGCGCUCUCCCGAGUGGAGGUUGGGAGAGCAUUUGCAGCAGAAUUUUUGGCUUUCCCUCCCCCUCCAUACAUUCCCCCCCCUCCUUUUUUUCAUUUUUUUUUCUUCUUCCCGGGAAGUGAAUUGCUGAUGCCAAGGGGACUUUAUUCAUUAAUGAUGCAACUGGAUUCGUUUCAGGAUUAUGUUGCACGAAUUGAAUUUUGAAUGAAGGAGUUGUUUUUUUUUUUUUCUUUUUUUGAAAGGAGUGUUGACUCUUUAGCUCGUUGUACUUUUAAUUAUUAUUUUAUUUAAAUAUACAAUCUAAUGGUAUUAUUCUCUUAAAAUAUUAAAAUCUAUAUUUUAUGAAAACUUACCCUCAAGAUAUAUAUGUUUAUGGGUGAGAUUGAAGACGCUUCCGUUAAGUGAGGUGACUGGUGUUAUUGGAUGUUUAAUUCAGCACCAGCAUUGCAUGACAGUUGUUUGAAAUAACAAGUGGUUUAUUUUUAAAAGCCACAUCUUUAAACUUUUAGGUUCAGAUAGUAACAGUAGACAUCGUAAGGGCACUUAAGGGAAAACCAGCAGAAAUCGAAGCAAACAUGUCCGGAGAAGUACGUUUGAGGCAGUUGGAGCAGUUUAUUUUAGAUGGGCCAGCUCAGACCAAUGGGCAGUGCUUCAGUGUGGAGACAUUACUGGACAUUCUCAUCUGCCUUUACGAUGAAUGCAAUAAUUCUCCAUUGAGAAGAGAGAAGAACAUUCUUGAAUAUCUAGAAUGGGCUAAACCAUUUACUUCUAAAGUGAAGCAAAUGCGAUUACAUAGAGAAGACUUUGAAAUAUUAAAGGUGAUUGGUCGAGGAGCUUUUGGGGAGGUUGCUGUAGUUAAACUAAAAAAUGCAGAUAAAGUAUUUGCCAUGAAAAUUCUGAACAAGUGGGAAAUGCUGAAAAGAGCUGAGACAGCGUGCUUUCGUGAAGAAAGGGAUGUGUUGGUAAAUGGAGACAAUAAGUGGAUAACCACUCUGCACUAUGCUUUUCAGGAUGACAAUAACUUAUACCUGGUUAUGGACUAUUAUGUUGGUGGGGAUUUACUUACUCUACUGAGCAAAUUUGAAGAUAGAUUGCCUGAGGAGAUGGCUCGGUUUUACUUGGCUGAGAUGGUGAUAGCCAUUGACUCAGUUCACCAGCUCCACUAUGUUCACAGAGACAUCAAACCUGACAAUAUAUUGAUGGAUAUGAAUGGACAUAUUCGUUUAGCAGAUUUUGGGUCUUGUCUGAAGCUGAUGGAAGAUGGAACGGUCCAGUCCUCGGUGGCAGUUGGAACUCCAGAUUAUAUUUCUCCAGAAAUCCUUCAGGCUAUGGAAGACGGAAAAGGCAGAUAUGGACCAGAGUGUGACUGGUGGUCUUUGGGGGUCUGUAUGUAUGAGAUGCUUUAUGGAGAAACGCCAUUCUAUGCAGAAUCUCUGGUGGAGACAUAUGGAAAAAUUAUGAAUCACAAAGAAAGGUUUCAGUUUCCAACCCAAGUGACAGAUGUGUCAGAAAAUGCUAAAGAUCUUAUUCGAAGACUCAUUUGUAGCAGAGAACAUCGACUUGGCCAAAAUGGAAUAGAAGACUUUAAGAAACAUCCGUUUUUCAGUGGAAUUGAUUGGGAUAAUAUUCGAAAUUGUGAAGCACCUUACAUUCCAGAAGUUAGUAGCCCAACUGAUACAUCAAAUUUUGAUGUGGAUGACGACUGUUUAAAAAAUUCUGAAACAAUGCCCCCACCAACACAUGCUGCAUUUUCUGGCCAUCAUCUACCAUUUGUUGGUUUUACAUAUACUAGUAGCUGUGUUCUUUCUGAUCGGAGCUGUUUAAGAGUCCCAGCAGGUCCCACCUCACUGGAUCUUGAUGUCAAUGUCCAGAGGACUCUAGAUAAUAACUUAGCGACUGAAGCUUAUGAAAGAAGGAUUAAGCGGCUUGAACAGGAAAAGCUUGAACUUACUAGAAAACUUCAAGAGUCAACACAGACUGUUCAAGCUCUGCAAUAUUCAACUGUUGAUGGUCCACUAACGGCAAGCAAAGAUUUAGAAAUUAAAAGUCUGAAAGAAGAGAUUGAAAAACUAAAGAAACAAGCGAAAGAAGUGAAUCAUUUGGAACAACAACUUGAAGAAGCUAAUUCUGUGAGGCGGGAGCUAGAUGAUGCUUUUAGGCAAAUCAAAGCUUUGGAAAAACAAAUCAAAACUUUGCAGCAAGAAAGAGAAGAACUAAAUAAGGAACUAGUCCAGGCUAGUGAGCGAUUAAAAAACCAAUCUAAAGAGCUGAAAGACGCACACUGUCAGAGGAAGCUGGCCAUGCAGGAGUUCAUGGAGAUCAAUGAGCGACUAACAGAAUUGCACACCCAAAAGCAGAAACUUGCUCGCCAUGUCCGAGAUAAGGAAGAAGAGGUGGACCUGGUGAUGCAGAAAGCUGAGAGCUUAAGGCAGGAGCUGCGCAGAGCAGAGAGAGCCAAGAAAGAGCUGGAAGUUCACACUGAAGCUCUAAUUGCCGAAGCAUCGAAGGACAGGAAGCUCCGAGAACAGAGUGAGCAUUAUUCUAAGCAACUGGAAAAUGAGCUGGAGGGGCUGAAGCAAAAACAAAUUAGUUACUCGCCAGGAAUAUGCAGCAUAGAACAUCAGCAAGAGAUAACUAAACUGAAAACUGACUUGGAAAAGAAAAGUAUCUUUUAUGAAGAAGAAAUAUCUAAAAGAGAAGGAAUUCACGCAAGUGAAAUUAAAAAUCUGAAGAAGGAGCUGCAUGACUCAGAAGGCCAGCAACUUGCUCUCAACAAAGAAAUUAUGGUUUUAAAAGACAAAUUGGAAAAAACCAGGAGAGAAAGUCAAAGUGAAAGAGAAGAAUUUGAAAAUGAGUUCAAACAACAAUAUGAACGAGAAAAAGUAUUAUUAACUGAAGAGAAUAGAAAGUUAACAAGCGAACUUGAUAAGCUAACUUCGCUAUGUGAGAGCUUAAGUUUGCGCAACCAGCACUUAGAAGAAGAGGUCAAAGAUCUAGCGGAUAAGAAAGAAUCAGUUGCCCACUGGGAAGCCCAGAUCACAGAGAUUAUCCAGUGGGUGAGUGAUGAGAAGGAUGCACGAGGCUAUCUUCAGGCCUUAGCUUCUAAAAUGACUGAAGAAUUGGAAGCGUUAAGAAAUUCCAGCUUGGGGACACGAGCAACAGAUAUGCCCUGGAAAAUGCGUCGUUUUGCAAAACUGGACAUGUCAGCUAGACUAGAGUUGCAGUCUGCUCUGGAUGCAGAAAUAAGAGCUAAGCAGGCCAUCCAGGAAGAGCUGAAUAAAGUCAAAGCCUCUAGCAUCAUAACAGAAUGUAAACUGAAAGAUUCCGAGAAGAAGAACUUGGAACUGUUGUCCGAAAUCGAGCAGCUGAUAAAGGACACUGAAGAGCUUAGAUCUGAAAAGGGUAUAGAGCACCGAGACUCACAGCAUUCUUUCUUGGCAUUUUUGAACACGCCUACCGAUGCUCUGGAUCAAUCUGAAAUUGCAGACUGUGCUCCACUUCCAGUUCACACACCAACCUUAAGGAAAAAGGGAUGCCCAGCUUCAACUGGUUUUCCACCUAAGCGCAAGACUCAUCAGUUUUUCGUGAAGUCUUUCACUGCCCCUACCAAGUGUCAUCAGUGUACCUCUUUGAUGGUUGGCUUGAUAAGACAGGGCUGUUCCUGUGAAGUCUGUGGGUUUUCCUGUCAUAUAACUUGUGUGAACAAAGCUCCGACGGCUUGCCCAGUUCCUCCUGAGCAAACGAAAGGUCCACUUGGCAUAGACCCCCAGAAGGGAGUAGGCACGGCGUAUGAGGGCCAUGUGAGGAUCCCUAAGCCAGCGGGAGUGAAGAAAGGGUGGCAGAGAGCACUGGCUGUGGUCUGUGACUUCAAACUGUUUCUUUAUGAUAUCGCGGAGGGAAAAGCGUCGCAGCCAAGCUCCGUCAUUAGUCAAGUGAUUGACAUGAGAGAUGAAGAAUUUUCUGUGAGUUCAGUCUUGGCUUCUGAUGUUAUUCACGCAAGUCGAAAAGAUAUUCCCUGUAUAUUUAGAGUCACAGCUUCCCAGCUCUCAGCGCCGAGUAACAAGUGUUCCAUCCUGAUGCUAGCAGACAGUGAGAAUGAGAGGAGUAAGUGGGUGGGAGUGCUGAGUGAACUCCACAAGAUUCUGAGGAAAAACAAGUUUAGAGAGCGCUCAGUGUAUGUUCCCAAGGAGGCCUAUGACAGCACUCUACCCCUCAUUAAAACAACGCAGGCCGCUGCAAUCAUAGAUCAUGAACGGAUAGCUUUGGGAAAUGAAGAAGGAUUAUUUGUUGUGCAUGUCACCAAAGAUGAGAUUAUUAGAGUUGGUGAUAAUAAGAAAAUUCAUCAGAUUGAACUCAUUCCAAGUGAGCAGCUUGCUGCUGUGAUCUCAGGCCGAAAUCGCCACGUCCGACUUUUUCCUAUGUCAGCUUUGGAUGGGCGAGAGAUGGAUUUUUAUAAACUGGCAGAGACUAAAGGGUGUCAAACCAUAGCUGCUGGGAAAGUGCGACACGGAGCUCUGUCCUGCCUGUGUGUGGCCAUGAAGAGACAGGUCCUUUGCUAUGAACUGUUCCAAAGCAAGACCAGGCACAGGAAGUUUAAGGAGAUUCAAGUCCCAUGUAAUGUCCAGUGGAUGGCCAUCUUCAGUGAACAUCUCUGUGUGGGAUUCCAGUCAGGAUUUCUCAGAUACCCACUGAAUGGAGAAGGAGGUCCAAGCAACAUGCUCCAUCCAAAUGACCAUACACUGUCAUUCAUUACACACCAACCAAUGGAUGCUCUCUGUGCAGUUGAAAUCUCCAACAAAGAGUAUUUGCUGUGUUUUAACAGCAUUGGGAUAUACACAGACUGCCAGGGUCGAAGAUCUAGACAGCAGGAACUGAUGUGGCCAGCAAAUCCUUCCUCCUGUUGUUACAAUGCACCAUAUCUCUCCGUUUAUAGUGAAAACGCAGUUGAUAUCUUUGAUGUAAACUCCAUGGAAUGGAUACAGACUCUUCCUCUCAAAAAGGUCCGACCUUUAAACACUGAAGGAUCAUUAAAUCUCUUUGGGUUGGAGACCAUUAGAUUAAUAUAUUUCAAAAAUAAGAUGGCAGAAGGGGAUGAACUUGUAGUUCCUGAAACAUCAGAUAAUAGUCGGAAACAAAUGGUUAGGAAUAUCAACAACAAGCGGCGUUACUCCUUCCGAGUCCCAGAAGAAGAGAGGAUGCAGCAGAGGAGGGAGAUGCUACGAGAUCCAGAAAUGAGAAAUAAAUUAAUUUCUAACCCAACUAAUUUUAACCACAUAGCACACAUGGGUCCUGGAGAUGGAAUACAGAUCCUAAAAGACCUGCCCAUGCCGGGUUUCCCUUAUUCGCCCCCUCAUCACCACUCCGGCCUGAUCUCCUCUCCGAGCAACUUUGAGCACAUCUAUCACAUGACUGUCAAUUCUGCUGAACAGUUUCUCUCUCCUGAUUCCAUAAACCCUGGGUGCCCCCAGUCCCUGCGCUCUGCCCCUGGUACACCACACUCUGUGACUCUGAGGAACCCACGGCCUCAGGAAAGCCGGACAGUAUUCAGUGGCUCCGUCAGUAUCCCCUCCAUCACCAAGUCCCGCCCUGAGCCAGGCCGCUCCAUGAGUGCCAGCAGUGGCCUGUCUGCACGGUCAUCAGCCCAGAAUGGCAGUGCACUAAAGAGGGAAUUCUCCGGAGGAAGCUACACCACCAAGCGACAGCCCAUGCCCUCUCCCUCAGAGGGCUCUUUGUCAUCAGGAGGCAUGGACCAAGGAAGUGACGCCCCUGCGAGGGACUAUGAUGGAGAGGACUCUGAUUCUCCAAGGCAUUCCACAGCUUCCAAUAGCUCUAACCUGAGCAGCCCCCCAAGCCCCGUCUCACCCCGAAAGACCAAGAGCCUCUCCCUGGAGAGCACAGACCGCGGGAGCUGGGAUCCAUGAACCCAGGACCAGUGACUGCAGGCAGGGACUCUGCACUCCCACUCCGACAACGCGCCUGGCAGCAGCAUUGCCUUCUGCACUGCUGCAAUGAGAAUUCCUCUGCAGCCAGGCCUGCUUCAUCCUCCCCUCAACCCCAGGUAGCUUCUGUAGACAGACUGCGCAGACGCAGCGCUAAGAGUAGACCGGUUGUGUUCUCACAGUAGCCCUCACGUAGCGCCCAGCAGCCUCCAUGAGCGUCAGCCAACUGUUGCCAGGAAAUAAACCCUCCCAAAUUAAAACAAUGCAUAUUUUACUACAAUACAGAGUUUAAGUAAAUACAUAGAUGUAGAAGUUAAAUUCUGAAUGUAAAUAGUCAAGGAAGCAUCUUGUGUUCGAUGAAAGAUGGAUGCAUUUAUAAGAAAGAUCAUUUAAUUUAAAGAAUGUGUUGUUUCUUGUCUGUUUGCCAGCUAUAUCAUAUACAGGGUAGAAAGGCCUCAAGUGACAUUGAUCAGAAGUCAGGUCCCCAUGGUGUCUGUCCUCAAGCCUAGGCAGACUGAGGUCACAGGGAAGUCUAAGGAAUGUUUGGAGAUUAGUGCCAUUGGUGGGCUGUGACCUGGACGCCAGUGGUGUUGAAGCCACUCCAGAGGCACAUUUGCCUCCCAAGGCAUUGUGUCCCUCACUUACUGUAUUUUGGUAUCUCGCACAGAUGAAUGUGAAACAGUCUGUCACCUUCCAGCCCUUCAUGGCUUCUGAAGAUCAUGGAAUGGUCAUGCAGCUGCUUUUCUGUCCCAGCUAAACCUUGUCCCCCUCUAGGUGGCUGUGAGGAGUCUCUGGACUAAGCACAACUUCCCUGUUGGGUGAGGGUGGUUGUGAAUACAUGCUGGGGAAGGUUCUCCUGACUAAGUCACAUAAAACCUCAGAAGCAUAGGCUUGCACAGCCUUGACCAAAUAUGCCUUCCCACGUGAGGGGACGGUGGGGCCUGAGGUGUGCUGGCCACCGUGGGCUGUGACCCAGCUUUCCCCCUCGAUAUCUGCUGCUGCACUUGUCCCAGGAAGCAAGAGGAAGACCAAGAGUCCUCUACUCAUACGUCCACCAGCUAAGAACACAGGGGGAAAGGUGGAAACUGGUACCCAUGCAAGUAAAGAGGCCCUGCCACUCUUAAUCCUCUCCUCUUUGGGGUUGGAAAAGCCACUGUUUCUCCCCACUUUAAGCCACAUCUAAAAUAGAUUUCCAAAGUUGCUGAUGUACCAGCAUGCUGACCUUUGGCACGGCAUGCUGCCAGGCCCUGUGGGUCAGAAUCCCAGUCACAUGGCUUUAUGGAGGGUGUUAGAGAGUUCAGGGAGGGGAGAUGGAAACAGAAGCACUUGACACUCGGGAGUCUCCAGCUCCAACAUGAGCAGGCACUGUGUCACUCUACGUUUAUCCUUUUGGAAACAUACCAUAUAAAAAUAACUUGUGUACACCCAAAAACAAGAGUCAGAUCUUUAGUUUGGCCAGAGCUCUAUUACAUCUGCUUGAACUUGGCACUUUGCUUGAAAGAGCUGCCUCCCCUCCCCUCCUUUCUCUCCCUCUUCUUUCUCCUUCCCCCAGUAGAAACCUGACCAGGCUAAGACACACUGAACUCCACCCUGAGCCUUUGGUUUGUAGCCUUGACAACCAAUUGUGAAUUUUUGUUGCCUACAGGUGCUUGUUUGUAAAAGAACCCUUUUAAUCUAAACCUCUACAUCCCUAAAGUCCAACUCCACUACAGUGAAUCCCACCCCAGCUCUGCCCCAAGGAGCCCUGUGGAUGAGUGGAUUUCCCACUGCUGUCAAAGAACCAGGCAUCCUAACAGCAGCCCUGCUGGCCCAGAGUGUGUGGUUCUAAUAACGACUGUCGUAUGUGAAGAGUGUUCCUGUCAGAGCUGUGGGAAGGAUGGGGAAAAAUGACUAAUAGGUUUCUAGGAGGACGAAACUAAGAUUCCUCAGGGCAGUCAGUAACAGAGAUGCGAGGCCAGGCCUUAGGCCUGGGCCACCUCGAGGUCACUCUCCCUAUCCCAUGCAAGGCAUCUGAAAGUGUGUGGCAUUGGAAAUUGAUCCAGAAAUUGGAAAAAAAGAAAACAUUAAGAGAAAUUUCUGAUACAGUGUCUAUGGGUUAGUUAGUACUUGAUGCUAUGUCUAGCCUGUAUGCUAUUUACCCUCUGAAUUCUGGCUUUUAUGUGAGUUUUGGGUGGGUAUACAAAAUAUAUUGCAGGGUUUCAUUUUGGUUUUGCCAAAAACAAAAGCCUUCCUAUCAGAUUGCUAAAGGAGAUCAUAUAUAUAUAUAUGAUUUUUUUAAGUUGUACACGUACUGCCUGUGCUUAGCCAUCUGUGUUCUUUCCCAGUGAGCACAGCUUUAAGACUGUGGGGGAUAACUGCAAAUGGCCUGUUUGGCUUUGCAAUGAAUUCCUACAGCCAAGCUUAGGGCAAGCAUCUGGGAUUCCUGUCAUUCCCACCAGCCCUUCCUCAGCUUCUCCUCUUUCAUGUUAGAAUCUUGUCAUCUUGUUAACUUAGUGACCACGUUUCUUUCUAGGCAUGUUCAGCCGCCUUGCGUGGGUCCUCAGGUAUCAUUAGAAAGAAGCCAGAGCAGAGGGGCAGCCUCCAUUCGCAGUGCAGCAGCCCACAUGCAGCCUUGGCAGUGACCACAAAUUCAGUUCUCCCAGCUCAGCAGACCUAGCUGAUGCCCCACCCCCAACACUGGUGCACUUAAAACAGUUGACACCCUGCUGUAGGUCCUACUCUGCCAUAGCCCAAGGCCACUGGCCCCUUCCAGUCCCACCUGGCCCCGCUGCAUAGCAUCUCCCUGUACCCUUGGAGUGGCUCAUACCUGGUUGGAACCUUCAGUCUUCACAAGUCCAGAGCUCCUUGCAGAGCCCUGCUGCAGUGAGUGUGUCUCCUGCCAGCUCCAGCACCACACUCUCCCAUCGCAAGGACAACAUUACACAGAGCCCUACUUCAGUUUUAGGAGACUGACUGCCAUAAGUCAGCCUUGAUGCCAUUGAAAACAAAAUGACCUUAUUUGAUAGAAUAACAGCAUUUAUUUUAUAAAUUUUUAGGAUUUUUUUCUCAUUGUAAUAUUAUUGUACAGUUUUGCAUGGCCUCAGUGUAAUCAUUUUUGUUCAGAAUAUUAUGCUGACCAGUGUGUGUGGAAGGGAACGUACAGCUUUGGCCUCUUAGCACUCACUUGGUUUGGUUUCAUCCCUGGGUGUCCUAGGGAAUUUCCUGACAGUAUCUGCUACCAAACUAUGACGCGGAUUCUUUUGCACAGAACUAUUUAAGGUGGGGUGGUCAAAAAUGUAACAAAGGAUUUCUCACCAAUAUUUUAUGUUGGUAUCACCUAAUUAACCAGACUUUGAUGUACUGCAAUAAAAUAAGGAACUGUUAGCAUCGA